AUUAACUUUCUCCUUGAAUGCUCCUCACACAACCUUCGUACAAAGCUUAAUUAACUAAGUAAUAUGCCAGUAAGCCACUACUGUCUUUUAUGUUCAGACCCUUAUAUGUAUCCAUCUUCGUAAACUAGUUCGGCAUCUUCAACUGUACAACUCUCUCAGUCUCUCUUUCUCUAUCAGCUCUCUGACAGUGUGUCUCCGCUAACUCCAAGUAUGGUACAGGCAAAGAAGUUCAGAGGUGUAAGGCAACGCCAUUGGGGUUCUUGGGUUGCUGAGAUUCGUCAUCCUUUGCUGAAGAGGAGAGUGUGGCUGGGAACUUUUGAAACAGCGGAAGAAGCGGCCCGAGCGUACGAUGAGGCUGCUGUUCUAAUGAGUGGACGUAAUGCCAAAACAAACUUCCCAGUGGCAGCACCUAACGAAAACGGAAAAGACAACAACACUAGUGCUAAUUCGUCUUUCUCCGGAUCAUCAUCAUUGUCUGCUAUGCUUAGCGCAAAACUUCGCAAGUGCUGUAAAUUGCCUUCUCCAUCUCUCACUUGCCUUAGACUUGACACGGAGAGUUCCAGUAUUGGAGUGUGGCAGAAGCGAGCUGGGGCUCGGCCCGAUUCUAGCUGGGUAAUGACUGUCGAACUUGGAAAAAAGAAAAUAAAUGACAACGAACCAACCCUAGAGGGGGUGCAAGAAAAAGAUAUAGUAACUGCUUCAAUUCCAGAGACUUCAAUGGAGAAAUUAGAAGGCGAAGAACGUGGCAUGGAUGAAGAAGAACGAAUGGCGCUGCAGAUGAUUGAGGAACUCCUAAACAGGAAUUAAUUAAUCAUAAUUUACUUGUUGGACAAGUGGGGCUUAUUAUAGCUGUUAAACUACUUAGGUAAAAUGUUUGGUCUUUACACGAAGGUAUAAAGCAUCAGAUAUUUUUCCAAACUAUAAUAAUUAAGUAAUAUGGAGAGUCUAUUAAAGUAUUUUUCCGAGUCAUUGUCAUUGCUGUGUAUUCUGUUUGUCCAAGGUUGUGCAACUGUGGUAUUAUAUUUGAUAAAGAAGAUAUAAAUGUUAA
Nicotiana tabacum (common tobacco) is the source of this 1048-nucleotide messenger RNA. Its product is annotated as ethylene-responsive transcription factor WIN1-like. Lineage: Eukaryota; Viridiplantae; Streptophyta; Magnoliopsida; Solanales; Solanaceae. Gene Ontology annotation, biological process: regulation of DNA-templated transcription. The record is from RefSeq and is a predicted model, not a curated record. Gene Ontology annotation, molecular function: DNA binding; DNA-binding transcription factor activity.